This is a messenger RNA of Didymodactylos carnosus, 1995 nucleotides long. Lineage: Eukaryota; Metazoa; Rotifera; Eurotatoria; Philodinida; Philodinidae. The record is from the annotation of a GenBank genome assembly.
AUGUUUUCAUUUCUAAAGAAAAAAAAAGUGAGAAAAUCAGAUAAAACUGGUGAUAACCAAGGCUUUACAAGUAAAAGUGGUGAUGAUCAACAACAACAUAAACAGCAGCAACAACAACGUAGUGAAAAUAAAGAAAAUUUAAUUGAGACAAGUGAAAAAUUGUUACCUGCUAAAUCGACUAUUGAUUCCGGUGGUUUUGAUUAUUCUAAAGUGAAACAAUAUUCGUGUUCUGAUGAAAGUUCAUUUAGUAAUAGAACACCAGUUCGAACAUCGUCACCAUUAAUUGAUCGUUCAAGUGGUGGUGGUGGUGGUGAUGUGGGAGGAGAAGGCAAAUUAGUAACUGAUACCGUUACGUUGUGUGAUCAAUCAACAGAAAUGCAUGUCGAUGUUAUAAAUGGAAAAUGUUGCGAUUCAAGUGAACCAAAUUUAACUGAUGGUAUUUUACACAGCUGUUUACCACAAAAAGCACCAUUCUAUUCUUAUUGUAAUUAUUCUGCACGACGUCCUAGUUCAUCAUUUUGUUCGCAGUGUUCAAAUGAAAUGCAAAAGAGUUGUCUAAUUAGUGGAUAUACGGCCACUCAAAUAAGUGGCAAUGAUUUAAAUCGAGUGUUAACAUCGGGAUAUAUUAAUGGUGAAGAAAAUAUGGGCUAUUUGAGGCGAGGCGUUGAUCAUAAAACGCCCCAAUCACCACAUUUUCAUCGACCAAUCGGAUUCAGUUAUAACAGAUCCCAAGCGUUUUCUGUACCUGGUCAGAAAAAAGGAAUGAAAGCAUUGGUGACCGGUCAAUAUCAAAAAAUUCGAAAAAUAAGAAAAUCUGAUUCACCUCAACAUCCACCAUCUUCUGCAAUAUCAACAGAAUUAAAAAAUGAAGAACCAAUUCUAUUAUCACGUUAUUCAGGCGGCUAUGUUCCAGAUCCAAACCUACCAAAGAAAAUCGAAGGACUCGAUUGGCCUGGACCCGUUGCAAUACAAGCAAUGCCUGAAUUAAUGAAAUCUCAUCGAAGCAGAAGUGAAUCUCGAACAACUGAUAAAUCUUACCAUCAUCAUUAUCUUCGUACUCACAAUAACAGUCAUAGUCAAUGUUCACACGAACCAAUCACCGAUGACAGUAUGAAUAUUCAUCGAGAUGAUGAUAUCACAAUCACAACCGAUAUAAUUAAUAGCGGUAACGAAUUAGAUAAUGAAGAAGACGAUUAUGAUGAAACAGAUGAUGGAAAUGAAAUUCGACGAGAUUUAAAAUUAGAAAAAGAUAUUCAAACUAUGUCUAAGUUAAAAGAUUCAUCAUGGAUGGCACAUGCUAUGUUAGAAGACUUAAAAAAUCAAGAAAAAUUCAUAUCAAAACAAUUACCUCUCGAUCCAUGGAAAUCAUCACGAUCACCAUCGGCUGCUGUUGAACCGCCGAGAAAAACACGUUAUGAUUCACCAAAAUUUGCCUCACCAUCUCGUGUAUAUACACAUUCGUCAAACGAUGAAAAUCUUCUAUCAACAACUGUUUCAUCAUCGGUGACUGGUGCUGGUGGAAGUAAACGAAUUACAUUACCACGUUCCCAAGUUUUGAGGCCUGGAUAUGGUUUGUCUCUAUCACCGAAAGCACAAACAUUGCCAACUGGACUAGUGAUGCAACGGAGUUGUGAUAUGGAUAGUACAGAUUUGGGCACAAAUUCAUAUUAUUCAAAUGAAGAUCAUACUAAAUCAGCUAAAACGGUCGAUGUUGGUUUAACUGACGGAAGUUAUACACGACAAUAUCUUGAUUCUAGAAAUGCACAUUCUACACGUUCAGCCCCAAAUCUAGUUGGAAAUCCAAAAGCAUAUCCAUAUGAAGAAUUAAAAGUGAUGGCAAAAAAACGUUUACCAGCCGAUGUUGAUCGAGAUAGAUUAGAACGUCAUUUAUCUGAUAUUGAAUUUCAUACAUUAUUUCGAAUGUCUCGAAACGAUUUCUAUGCAUUACCCGAAUGGCGUCGAAUCGAAAUAAAAAAACGUUUAAAAUUAUUUUAA